AUGUUCAGAUUCACGCGCCCAUUGCUGCAACAAGUCACUAAGAGGACGACUGGUAUCGUCGGUCUUGCCGUCCACCAAAAUCCGCUCCCAGAACUCUCCAACACUUAUAAUUCGACGCUCAGCGUCCUUGCUUCAAUACCGCCGACCUCCGUCUACAGACAGGGCGUCGAGGCACUCACCAAACACAAACUCAACAUUGUACAGGGUGCAAAUGGAGACAUUGGAAGUGUAGAGAAACAGCUGGAUGAGGGGCAAAUCGAGGAGUCGUUGGAUAUUGCUAAAGAUGAACUGAAGCUGGCCGAGAAUAUGCUCGAAUGGAAAGCCUGGGAGCCUCUAGAAGAGAAGCCAUUACCUGGUCAAUGGGAGUACUUUGGCAAUACAUCGAGCCCGACAUCUUCGUAG
Molecule: messenger RNA, 402 nt
Organism: Suillus fuscotomentosus
Lineage: Eukaryota; Fungi; Basidiomycota; Agaricomycetes; Boletales; Suillaceae
Product: Ndufa5, NADH-ubiquinone oxidoreductase subunit
Exons: 2
Coding region: 1-402 (133 amino acids)
Biological process (GO): respiratory electron transport chain
Source: RefSeq, a predicted model, not a curated record